AUGCGAUUACUUGUUCUUGAAUUUAUGUCCAUUGGUUAUGACACUUCAGAGGUAAAACAAUUGCACUGGUCAACUCAGCUUUAUGACGAUGACUUCAAAGAUUUGACAGACUGCAAUCUAUACUGUGAAGUGACUCAUGGACCAAUUCCUCCAAGUUUCAGGGAUGGAAAGUUUGACAUUACCUCUUUAAGAUGUGACAACCAACCCAAUCCUGAGAUUUUACAGGUUUAUUUAACAAUGUGGCUGACAGAGGCAAACAUAGGCAUUCUCAAAGUGAAUGAGAUAUUUACAGUGGUUGGCGAGGAAAUGCAUGUUAGCAUUGUUUAA
Messenger RNA from Vigna radiata var. radiata (mung bean), 327 nucleotides. RefSeq lists its product as uncharacterized. The record is from RefSeq and is a predicted model, not a curated record. The coding region runs from base 1 to 327 and encodes 108 amino acids. The transcript has a single exon. NCBI's taxonomy places the organism in Eukaryota, Viridiplantae, Streptophyta, Magnoliopsida, Fabales, Fabaceae.